Molecule: messenger RNA, 1077 nt
Organism: Aspergillus pseudonomiae
Lineage: Eukaryota; Fungi; Ascomycota; Eurotiomycetes; Eurotiales; Aspergillaceae
Exons: 2
Coding region: 1-1077 (358 amino acids)
Source: RefSeq, a predicted model, not a curated record
AUGCAGCAGGAGCAUGAAAACCAAGUGGAUAUACCACCUAGAGCCUUCGAAAACGUACCCUUGGGCGACAUAGCGAACAAUGACAUGCCACCUGUUGCACAGCCGGAAGUGUCAUCUGGACGCUUGGUUCGAAUUCGCCGAAAAUGCGCCAUUGCUGCACGAACAUGCCAAGCUUGUAUGCACUUUCUCAUGGCGCAACUGUACAAUGGCAUGACACAAGCUCUUGCUGCAAUACUCCAGCGGACUAAAAGCCUCCUAGGAAGUCUGCUCAACAUUCUAAGCAAUAAAAUCCGGAUUCUCAAGGCACCUAUUCAGGCGGUAGUAAGAAAGAUGUCACAUCUAGCUUCCCUGGUCUUCGACUACUUACGAAACCAUUUCAUGGAAGUCCUGGGCACCGUGGUUGCAAUCUCUUUUGGUGCUGCGAUGCUGUAUUAUGCAAAGCGAACUGAUGACUUCCAGACCGGACUAAAUAGCAUGCUUGAAACAUACUGUACAUGCACAACCGCAGCUCAGCCAAUAUGUGUUCGCUUCUUCGGCUAUAAGAGGUAUCUGGGUUGCAUGGCUAUCAAACGGCCGAGUUGGUACUUUUCUGAAUGUGUGCUCGAAAGCACACCCAAGAUCUGGGCAAGUCUGUGGGCGAAAGACUCGCUUAUAACGAUUUAUGGACGAUUGGAUCUCCCGGCCGUCGAGACAAUUAUUGCAGUAAUGACCUCAUACGUCUUCCUUAUAGGCGGAAGACGAUACAGAAACCUGGGCUGGAUUCUCUGCAUAUUCUCUGGUAUUUUGCUACUUGCUGAGCUGGGCGGUGCCUUCAACCCGGUAUUCAGUUCCAGCUCAAAGGCCAAGUGCAUCCAGAGAGUGAUAGAUGAGUUUGGCAACAUUCAAGGCAGAGACAAUCCAUUUUAUAUAGAAUGGACUAAGAAAGUGGAUAUAUCCAGUCUCUCGCAUGAGGGGCUGGAGCAUAUUAUGGUCAGGUUAGAUGCGCUCAUGUACGGCGAGGGUUGGGAUGAUUUACCGAAGCAGUUACUUGCAAGCCAAAGAAUGAGAACUGCCUCCGCAGUACAGUCUGUUAACUAG